CAUGACCCUUCAGACAUUGAAGUGAGAAAGCUUAGCUGCUUCUCGCAAUAUCUGACUUGAAUAGGUUGUUAUCUGCCCGCCCUACCUCAAGAAACUUUCAGUGGUUUGUAGAGGAUGUCAAUAGAUGCGAACAUCAGCUGUUUUGAAGGAAUUCAAUCAAGCAAUUGGGAGCAGAAUAUCCCUUAACAUGUGCGCAUGUCCUUUCCUAUUAUAUUCACAAUACCUAUUUGUUGGGUUCCAACUAUUGGAUUUUUUGGAAUUCUAUUGGAAACCAGAGCCCUCCGCAAAGGAACACUUUUGGGAUUUUGAGACAAAAAAGGUGCCUACAGUUCUUUGUUUCCAGUUUUUUUUUUCUCUCUGAGGAACUGUUUGGUUACCAUCACAACGACUACAACGCCACCCACGGAUAACUACCAAACCCGAUGUUCCGAUGUUAGAUCGAACAUCCGUUGCCAUGAUGACGCGCAGUCUGCCGCAGAGACACCCUUGGUUAUGCAAGCGUAACUUGCCAGCCACGAAUUUUGCCCCAUUGCGCAGUGCGACCUAUCCGGUGCUGGAUGUACAUCUUCGUGUUCCAAAUUUUUUCGAAAACAUUUGUUAUUUAGAACCACGAAUUACAUAAAAUCAGUGUAAUAUUACGAUUACGAGUGGUGUAGACGACGAACCUUUCCAGGGCGGAAGCUCGCACCAACCAUGGUGCACCUCGAUCCGCUGCGGCUGUGCCGCAAAAAGCGCAAACUACCGCAGGGAGGCGCCAUCCUCGACCAGGUGAUAUCGCAGUCCGCGUCCGCCUCGAACCAGUGUCUCCUGUACAAGAUGGCCAACUACAAGCGGGGUGGCGAUCUGAUCGACGCGUUCCAGAUCGGCGGCCAGAAGGCGGUGGAGCAGCUGAUACGCGAGCAGUUCGGCGUGUUCAUGUACAACAAGGGCCGGGGCCAGAUCAUCAACCGGGCCGAGUACCUGCGCUGGAAGUACAUGGACAACCAUGAGGUCAUCAUACCGAUCGAGGCUUCCCUGUCGCCGCACGACCCGCUCAGCAAGUGGGACGACCACAAGGCCUGCUGGCAGAUGCAGUACCGGGGCCUGCUGGGCGAAAGUCUGCUGCACGUGCUCAUCAUCUGCGACACGAAGGUGCACACCAAGCUGGCCCGCAUCCUGCUGCGCGUCUUCCCGGAGCAGUCGAUCGACGUGAUGGAGGGCGAGGAGUAUCUUGGCGCGUCCGCCCUCCACCUAGCCAUCGCGUACAGCAACAACGAGCUGGUCGGCGACCUGAUCGAUGCCGGCGCGGACGUGUCCCAGCGGGCGACCGGGCGCUUCUUUCUGCCCCGCGACCAGCAGGGCCUGCGGCCGGCCAAGACGACCGACUACGAGGGGUUGGCGUACCUCGGCGAGUACCCACUGGCCUGGGCGGCCUGCUGCGCGAACGAGUCGGUGUACAACCUGCUGCUCGAGUGCGGCGCCGACCCGAACGCCCAGGACAGCUUCGGCAACAUGAUCCUGCACAUGGUGGUCGUGUGCGACAAGCUGGACAUGUUCGGGUACGCCCUGCGCCAUCCGAAGCUGCCGUGCAAGAACGGCAUCGUGAAUGCGGCUGGUCUGACCCCGCUUACGCUCGCCUGUCGGCUCGGCCGCGACGAGGUGUUCCGCGAGAUGUUGGAGCUUUCUGCGCGCGAAUUCUGGCGGUACAGUAACAUUACCUGUUCGGGCUACCCGCUAAACGCGCUGGAUACGCUCAUGCCGGACGGCAGCACCAACUGGAAUUCGGCCCUGUUCAUCAUCCUGAACGGCACGAAGGAGGAGCAUCUGAACAUGCUGGACGGCGGCAUCGUCGAGCGGCUGCUCGACGAGAAGUGGAAAACCUUCGCCCGGAACCAGUUCAUCAAGCGGCUGCUCAUCCUCGCGAUACACCUGUUCUGUCUGUCCUGCUCGGUCUACCUGCGCCCGGUCCGCGUGUUUGCUGAUGACGAGGGCGAGGAGGGCGGAGACGCGACCGGUGACGAUGGUGCGGACGAUGGUGGACCGACGGCGGUGGACGCGGUCGACGACGACAUCGACCUGACGACCUGGGUGCGGUACGGCUUCGAGGUGGCCACGGUGAUGGGCGUGCUGAGCUACGUCGUACUGCAGCAGGGCGACGAGAUCAAGAAUCAGGGCUUCUUCUCGUUCCUCAAGUCGCUGAGUCAAGCACCGGCGAAGGCGAUCUUUCUGAUAUCCAACAUCCUGAUCCUGGCCUGCAUACCGCUGCGCAUGAUGGGCGACACCGAGACGGAGGAAGCCAUCCUGCUGUUUGCCGUACCGGGCAGCUGGUUUCUGCUAAUGUUCUUUGCUGGUGCGAUCGGACUGACCGGACCGUUCGUGACGAUGAUCUUCUCCAUGAUCACGGGCGACAUGUUCACGUUCGGCAUCAUCUACAUGAUCGUGCUGUUCGGCUUUUCGCAAGCGUUCUACUUCCUCUACAAGGGCCACCCGAACGCGGAGGACAGCCCGUUCGGCAGCUACUUCGGCACGUGGAUGGCGCUGUUCCAGACCACGCUCGGCGACUACGAUUACGCCGAUCUGAACCUCACCACCUACCCGAACCUGGCGAAGACGGUGUUUGUCAUCUUUAUGAUCUUCGUGCCGAUCCUGCUGCUGAACAUGCUGAUCGCGAUGAUGGGCAACACGUACGCGUACGUGAUCGAGCAGGCGGAGAAGGAGGGCAUGAAGCAGUGGGCAAAGAUAGUGGUCAAUCUCGAGCGGGCGGUGACGCAGGACGACGCGAAGCGCUACCUGGAGGAGUACUCGAUCGGGCUCGGACCGUCGGACGAUCCGCGGUACGAGACGCGCGGCGUCAUGGUGAUCAAGAGCAAGAGCAAGACGCGGGCCCGCCAGCGCAAGGGGGCAGUGAGCAACUGGAAGAGCGUGCUGCGCGUCACGCUGAACGAGCUGAAGAAGCGCAGCAUGACCGGGGAGGAGCUGCGGCGCAUCAUGUGGGGCCGCUCGUCCAUCACGUCGCCGGCGAAGAUCGCGAAGAAGAAGCGGCCGGGCGAGGUGGACGAUCUGCUCGGCGAUCCGUUCGCGAUAACGGCCGCGAUCGACGUGAUGUCGUUCACGCAGGACAUCGUGAUGGUCAGCACGGACACGGUCUGCCCGAUCACGAUACCGCCAGCGGCUGCCCCGGGCACGGCGGUCCCGAAGGGCGGUGGCACCAAACCGGUAGUAGUGGCACCGCCGCCAGCAGCAGUGCAGCAACCACCGCCGCAAGCGACGGCGCGGCGCCACUCGACGGCAAGCGCACCGGCCACGAUGGGGCUGAGCGUGGAGGCGGCCCUGCCCGACUACAAGGAUCCGCUGCGCGAGCUCGUCAUCAUCUCCGAGUCGGCCUCGGUCGACGAGAACUACGCGCAGAACGUGAAAACGCUCGCGAUCGACGCGUCCACGCUGGACCACGUGCACGAGAUCGACAUCAGCGCGAUGCCAACGCCCGGGCGGCGCGAUCCACUGGCGCAGCCCACCCCGGCCGGUACUCAGCAGCAGCAGCAGCAGCAGCAACAGCAACAGCAGCAGCAGCAACAGCCCCAGCAACCCCAGCAGCAGCAGCAGAAUCUCGGCCAGCUGACCCUCUUCCAGAACCCGAAGGACGUCGUGGAUCCGGUGCGGGAGCGCGAGUUUCUCAAAACGCUCGAAGCGCUCGAGGACACGGACAGCGAGGCGGGCGAGAAGCCCGUCCUCGGCAAGAUCUCGCUGAUCCGGCGGGCCAAAUCGGCCGUCUCGCGCAGCACGUCGCGCAAGCGCAAAACCGACCAGCACCCGCUGUUUAUGAUCGCCUGGGAGGACAAGGGCGACCAGCAGCGGCACAGCCCAGCGCUGUACGAUGGCGCGACCGGUGCGGCCCCGUCGGUCGGUGCGCCCGGCGAGCUGGGGCAGCCGGAGCAGCCCGAGGACGCCGUCACGGUCGAGGAGCUGCACCGGCGGAUGGAGCAGUUCCACCAGCGGGCGUCCGUGCGCGAACGGGACGCGAACUCGAGCGAGAGCGGCAGCGGCAAGCAGCACGCCGGCCCCAAGGCACGGAAGCCGUCCCACCAUCGGGACGGUGGCGGCUCCCACCAUCACCAUGGGCUCGGGCGGGGCAAGCACAACAAGAUAUCGCCCGACAACUCGAACGAAAGUACGGGCGGGGGCGGCGGUGGCGGCGCCAGUGGCCACGGCCGCAAGCAGGACAAGCGCAUGAAGUCGGCCCCGAUACUGGGCAGCGGCGGUGCGGGCAGUGCCGGUAGCAGUGGCGGCGGGCGGACGGUGGCGCCCGGUGGUGCCCGACCGGACGAUGGACCCGGGUCGCCGCCGGACCCGCUCGAACCGUGGAGCACCAAGAACAUCAUGAACAUCAACAAGCUGCUGGACCAGGACACGACCGAAGAGUAACGCGAUGUUGUGAGCGUUCUAUGCAGGGAGAGAUAAAAAAAGAAAAGGAAUUUUCAUUGUUGAAAUUGUUACAAAAUUGCAUGCAAAAAGGGGUUUCUUGCGCCCACGGUCGAAGGUACCGCUUUUUCGAUUUUUUUUUUUAAUUGUUUUGUGACGUCAGAAUUUCAUGUCUUUUUCAAUUUCAUGUCACAAGUAAAUCUAAAAAGUGUGUCACAGACUUUGGACGUAAGGUAAACAACCUUGUAUCGAUUAUCUUACAUAAUUACCUACGUUUUGCGUCUUUAGCGUGAUUGUUGCGCAGCUGGUGUGUUUCGCGACCUUUCACUUAAACGAAACUUUUUUGUGAAACUUUUUUUUUAAACAAAAAACUGUAAUAGAGUAGAUCUGUGCAUCAUGUGAAACUCAUAAUUUCGUAAUAUUACCUACAAGUGAUGCAAUAAAACUAUUAUAGGCACAUAUUACCAACACGUCACUUUAAAUUGCCCAAUAACAAGCAAUACACGCCUUACCAUAAAAUAAGCCUGCACAGGCUUUGCGGAAUAGAAUAGUAUGGAGAAGGUAGGUAAAGACGGACACUCUGCUUAAAUACAUGAUAAAAGUAAUAAUCGAUCGAAACUGAAAGUAAAACAGCA
Messenger RNA from Anopheles arabiensis, 5033 nucleotides. RefSeq lists its product as uncharacterized. Gene Ontology annotation, cellular component: membrane. The transcript has 5 exons. The record is from RefSeq and is a predicted model, not a curated record. The coding region runs from base 694 to 4401 and encodes 1235 amino acids. Gene Ontology annotation, molecular function: protein binding; calcium channel activity. Gene Ontology annotation, biological process: calcium ion import across plasma membrane. NCBI's taxonomy places the organism in Eukaryota, Metazoa, Arthropoda, Insecta, Diptera, Culicidae.